AUACAUUUACGUGUAUUCAGUACGUGCAGAGUCUUGCACGCUGCAGUCGAUUUGAAUCGCCGGUUGUAUCGACUGGAAACCAACACUCCAGUCUCCGUCAGCUGUCACUGUCGACACUUGUGUUCAGCGUUGUAGUAGAUGACCACGUCGAAAAUCAGCCACCCGGGAGGGAGGGAGGAUGCAUGUUUGGGACAGGUCGACCCAGGCAGCUCGCUUACUUACUGAGGUGUAGAUUUGCACCUUGAGUAGCGCCUGAACCGGUUUUAGAGCUGGAGGAAAUUUAGAACGGAUUAUAUUUUGUCAGUGAAGCGUGAGGGCCGGCCCAGAACCACUGUGUAAGGCUGCGGGUUAGACAUGAAGACAGGAGUACCCAGUGCCACAAAACAUGUGACAUAGGAUCUAUUUCGCUUCCUUGUGUGGAUAUAUGUACCUGGCGGGUAGAUGGACUGACUGUUCGGCGUUCAUGUGAUUUCUACCUGUUGUAUUGUGACACAGCUGCCCCGAGUGACAAGGGAGGGUUUUCCCCCACGGCGCUGUGACGUCACACAGCACAAUGGCGAACGACACACUAGGAGGGCUCAUUGCUGCAUCAUGUAUAGCAGGAGUACUGGCUAUCUGUCUCGUGGCACUCUUAAUCUACUGGUUCUACAACAGGAGUACAUCUUCGGAUUAUGUAAAGGAGCCCAUUCAGCCGGAGAUCCCGCUGACCACCCAGAGAUAUCACCCCCGCCCCUCCUACACCACACAUGCUGUACACCCACGGGCGAGACCGCCACUUAACUUCUUCACCGUGAGAGGUGGCCAGCAUGGGGUGCGCUAUCCCAGCUUCCGGCCGACGAUAGGCUACAGUGGGGCGGUCGUCUACCUAGAUGAUGAACAGGCCAGAAGAAAAGUUCAUGGGUCGUCCCAAUCUACAAUUCGCGAUCGUGAACGAGUCGCGAAUGGAGCGCCGAGCGGCCAUCUCGUCAGGGACGUUGAAACUGCAGAGGAAAGGAUGGACUUUGGAUCCUCGGAUAACGAACGCCCAAAUGGAAGAGUUUAUGAAUCCAACAGAGGGCGCACUAAAACACGUGACAGGCAUAGGGCUAAAUCUCGAGAUAAAAAGUCAAGGUCGAGGUCUAAGUCACGUGACAGAAUUGAAAAUUUGAGAAAAUCAAAAUCUGAUGACAAACGCAGCUCUCGGCGCAGUCACGAAUCCGCGACAAUCACGGCGAAGGAAGGCGAUAUCAUUCUGGCCCCGGCGAACAGCCAUCCGAAUCUCUCCGUAUCCAGGACGCUUUCCGCUCCCAUUACAACCGGCCUUGACCUUCACGUAUCAAGGAUCUCUCACAUCCGGGACCCUGACCCUGAACCAGAACCCCCUCGAUUGUCAAACGGAUCGGCAAUGCACUUUAACCAUGACCCACCACCAGAGCCCGAGCGGUUGUCGAACGGAUCGGCGAUGCAUUACAUCCCUGACCCGGAACCAUUUCCUGACCCUGUACCGGAACCUCGACGUGACCCCUCGCCCCAGCCAAUGAGCUACUCCUUUUAUAAACAAGAGGAACGGGAGGAGCCGACGAUGUUCGGGAGCAGCAAUGCAUCCUCGGCGUUCAAGGAGGCGACGCCACGGGCUGAUUAUCUUUUUGAUUCAACAUCAGACUUUCAGCGUCCCAUCGUGACACCCCGCGAGGACUACAACAUUCCCUUUGAGCACGAGGAGCAGGUUGUCACCUCUGCCUUCAGUUUCAUGAACGUCGAGAAAGAUGCUUUAAGAUCAGAACCAACGGAUAUCUACCCAGCUCGACAACCUCGACGCCCUCCCACCCCGCCUUAUGACGGCGAACCUGACAUUGAUCCGGAACCGGAACCGGAACCGGAAGCUGGCGAAGCUGAUUACUCCUACACACGGAGAAUCCCGACCCCACCCGACAUGAACCGAUCCUCUUCGCCGGAAGAUGACCCAACGUACAACCGGUUAAAAUUCCGCUCGCCCACUCCCCCACCUGGGAUGCUGCGCCGUGCGAAAGAAGACGUCGUAGACGAGGGGACUGAGACGUCACAGAGAGGAUCCAUGAGACAGAAGAUUAUUGGUAGCAGUGACUCUCCUAUUAAGAAUGCUCUGAUAGAAGAACUGAUGAAGCGACGACAACAAAGCGGGGAUGAACCCUCCCCUCCACCCCCUGCUUCGCCACUACCAGCUGAUUUUUUCCCGGAUGACGUUUCAGUUGACAGCUCCGGGCGUCGUGCAGUGCAGUUCACCAUGUCGCCACCAGAGAUUAUCCCUCGGGAUCAGGAGGGCCCCGAGUCUCCAGAGUUUAGUGGCGUUAAUUCGCCAUUUGACUCAGUGCCGGCCCCACCCCCACCCCCUCCUCCGCCACCCCCUCCGCCACCCUCGACCAAGCUUUGAUGUCACGGUCGGGCUACAUUGUUCCAGUGUCCGAUGAUGAAACACAGUACCUAACGCGUCGCCGUCGCAUCGUACGCGUCUUAGCCAAAACAAUCAAAAGUAUUUGUGUACAGUGUUAAGUGAUGGAUGUGUCUGUACUAUGGAUAAAGUGCCUUGUUAUAUGCCUUCGUUAUUUGUCUGGACAUGGCAAUAGGCUGACAUCUGACGGUUGGACAGAAUAUUAAUUAAGACGUCGAUGUCAUAAACUAUGAGAGGGAUGUUUGACAUGAGAGAAUAUCACGUGACACACUCUCCACCCUGAUUACAUUUUCCACCCUAUGCCAAUACCACGUGCAAUGUGUGCCUGUCAAGGUCACGUGACCUUCAGCGCUGUAUUGUGUUGACGUGUUUGAGGACAACACCACGUGACUACAACGUUCUACUCAACCUAUAGACAAUAUACACCACAAGGGCUCCGUUCUACUUAUAUAGAAGCAUAUUUACAUAUCAAAUGUCUUUACUGGGAUGGACUGUAAACUCACUUUCACAAAACUGGAUUGAAUUCGACACCCAUGUUAUAUAUAUCAUCGUGGUCAUGACUAAACGUAACGACUGAAAUCGGCCAUUUCAAGAAACGCAGGGACUAAGAAUUGUAUACAUCCGAGGCAUCAUUGCUUCAUGUACUUUAGAUAUUUCCUACCCAUAGCGGUGUUAAUUGUCACGCUCCUGUCGUUAUAAACAUGUGCAGAAAACUGUCCAUUAAAAGUAUUAAUAUAUCUUCAUAGAUUUAGUUGUUUUCCAUGUUUAAUUACGCUCAGCAGCAUCUAUACUGCUCAAACAAUGUUAAGGGCCGCCCGAUUCAUUCACAUAACCAUAGUUAAUCUGACCUGCCAUGUCCACCCAGAGUCGAGUACCAGAACCAUUUGUAAAUAGGAGUCCUCGAGUUACCCUCGAACGCCCCUGUUGUCAGCAGAGGAAAGAUGUAUUAUUCAUUGGAAACUAUAUUGACAAUAUGUUUAGUCAUUAUGUCACUAAUCAAAUGAUAUGAAUUUGUUAUAAAUAUGACGAAAUUAACGCCUGCAAAUAGUCAUUUCCUUUUAUCUUGCGAUGCAUGUAUACUUUUAAACUGGCCAUAAACAAUAUCUUCAUGUUUGUGUAAUUAGUUUCUUCUUACCUAUAGUGUUUGUCUUAAGUCUGUAGUUUGCUCAAAGAAAACUAUAUUCCCUGGACAAGUUGCAAGAGGAAGCAAGUGUAUGUUAUGUAUUGUGUCAAGAAUUUAAAGGCUUGUACAAGACGAUUCCACUCACGAUUCUCCGUGGUUCUGUUAUGUGCUGUGGAAAAAACUAAAUAAUGUGGAUUUCAACUUCUAUUACAAAUUGUUAUUUGUUGAUAUUCGCUUUUGCGUCCCCCGGCUGCAAAAUCCGCUGGGCCUGGGUUCGAGUCCUAGAUUUGCACCGAUUAUGAUCCUUGCAAGUCAGCAUAUGUUUCAUCUAAGUGCUAAAGGUAUACUAGUACCACGUUUUUCUUCACCCAUAACCUGAAACUCCAUACAGAACUGAAAUAUACCUCUCCACAUUACAUAGGGAUAUUUUAAUAUCUCCACGAUACACAAAACUGGUUGUCAUAAUAUGCCAAGUGUGUGUAUAAUUAUAAAUAUCUAUCCCUAUCCAAAUUUAAGUAGUAUAUUAUUCAAAGCGACGUUAAACCAAUAUCUCCUCUUGAGUGCUACUCAACAUGUUUUCGGUGUUUGGGGAGUUCCAUGGCAAAUUUUGCAGGUCUACAUUAAUCUAGGUAAAUUAAUGUACAGGAAUAUACAUCUGUUUAAAUGGGGGGAACAUUUCAUUUUGCCAACAAUGUAACAACCACGAAAACUUACUUAAUAUGAACAUAGUUCCGUAAGCAAAUUUCUAAAUAGCUUCUUAUUACAUUUCAAUAAGAAACUGUCGAAGAAUGCAAUCAUGUAGCAUCGGUGGCAAUAUCUUGUUAUGUUAGCUGUUAAAAACGGCGAUGUUGUUUAUGUGUAUUUGUAUGAUAUAUAGAAAGAUAUAGAAUUGUUUGAUAUCAUAUUGUAAUAUAACAGAUUAUAUAUAUGGAGAUAUGACUGUUGUCAGAUUAUGUGUGAUAUAUAAUUUUAUACAAAAUAAAUUGUUUAAAACAG
Molecule: messenger RNA, 4526 nt
Organism: Haliotis rufescens (red abalone)
Lineage: Eukaryota; Metazoa; Mollusca; Gastropoda; Lepetellida; Haliotidae
Product: formin-like protein 20
Exons: 7
Coding region: 554-2389 (611 amino acids)
Biological process (GO): actin filament polymerization
Cellular component (GO): cytoplasm; actin filament
Molecular function (GO): actin binding; microtubule binding
Source: RefSeq, a predicted model, not a curated record